Messenger RNA from Pyrenophora tritici-repentis Pt-1C-BFP, 2352 nucleotides. The record is from RefSeq and is a predicted model, not a curated record. NCBI's taxonomy places the organism in Eukaryota, Fungi, Ascomycota, Dothideomycetes, Pleosporales, Pleosporaceae.
AUGGAAGUCGCGACCGCGACCCAGCCAAAGACGGAAGGGGCUCCGCACCCGACUGAGGAAGCCACUCCCGGCCAGAGUCGCAUCGCCCAUACCUUGACUGCCUGCUGUCGCUGCAGGACGGGCAGGAAGAUACCCCGCAACUAUGUCGUACACCUGCAACAAAAGGUGCGCCAGCUCGAGAAGCAGCUGGCUGAUCUCGAAAAGGAUGACGUCGAGCCGGACCCAGAAGAUGUCAUGCGCGGAGCUGCCACGGUGCGCGUACAGGAUUCAGACGAGUCAAAGUUCCUAGGGCCCUCAAGCGGCAUCACCAUAACUCGUCUGGUGAUGCAACUGGCCAAGCAGUUUACCGAGUCCAAGAGCAUCUCCGAGAUCGUUCCUCACGCACAAGCAAAGGAUAUCAGGGAAACAUUUACCCAGGAAGACCAGCGGCCCACGUCCAAGAUAUACCCCAUGGUGAGCGAUGUCGCUGCGGAGGAGCUCCCAAAUCGAGACCUCACCAACCUGCUCGUUGAGCUAUUCUACUGCAAAGUGCAUCCCAUGUACCCAAUCUUCCACGAACCCACCUUUACCAAAGACGUCGAUGAUGUGUACAACGGCUCUACUGACCCCUACCAAAACUACUGCUUGCGUAUGGUGAUUGCUAUUAGUCUGCAGAAGAUGGACACUCAGUAUGCAGGUCUUGCCGACAGCUACUAUCUCGCAGCUCUCAAGUACUUUGAAGCUGCCAUAAAGCCAAUGAACCUCAAGACCCUCCAGUGUUUCUGUCUAGUUGCAGGCUACUCCCUCCUCACCCCGACGAGAACGGCAGUCUAUUACGUGGUCGGGCUCGGUGUGCGACUAUGCCAAGCUCUGGGCCUGCAUGAAGAAAAGACCAUUAGUAUGGGACCGGGUGGCCGUUGUGCGGACCCUCUCGAAGUCGACAUGCGUCGCCGCAUGUUCUGGAGCAUGCUUACCAUGGACUACGGCUUAUCGCACAGCCUGGGUAGACCUGCUCACUUUGCGACACGGCGAGAACACAUCGACGUCAAGUUUGGAGAGCUGGUCGACGAUGUCUACAUUACUAGAGAAGCCAUACGCCCUGCGCCCCAAGCCUCCCUCAAGAAAUGGAUCGGCAUACACUUUUACAAGAUGCGUUUGCUGCAGCUGGAGAUACGCAAGAUGCUGUACCAAAAGAAAAAGCCGGAACCAAAAGACGACAAGCACCCCUGGUUUGCCCAAAUGCAGGCAAAGAUUGAGGCUUGGCGGGACACAAGCCCCGAGAUGGAUGGCGGAUCAGGGCUGAACAAAGUCUGGUUCAUCGGGCGAUACAAUACCAUGGUUGUCUUCAUGUACCGUCCUUCUCCACAGGUUCCUCGACCUUCGGUCCAAGCAGCAAUUCGCUGCUUCGAUGCGUGCCAGUACAACAUCUACAUGACCAUGAAACAGAUUGAAACCAAAAGUGUCGACGUCACCUGGAUCUUCACCCAAGCCAUCUUCAUGUGCAUCAACACCAUGCUCUGGACCCUGUCAUACUCCGAGGUGCGGAACCGUCACACUCGGGACGAGGUAGAAGGCCAUCUCAACGUCGCCAUGGAGUCAAUCAGACAGGCCUCGGAGCGAUGGCCUGGUGUUGCAUCAGCCAUUGGUCUGUACUACAACCUCAUUGCUGCUUGCAUGCGUAUCUUCGACAAGGAUGGCGAUGUUCCCAUCUCGGCCAGCUCUCCAUCGGACACGGCUUCUGUUGGGACCGGCAUGGUAGAUGGUGUCAAUCGCUCGCGAACCACCAGCCCCGCCACCGCAUCCACUGCAUCAGUGCGCACGCCUUCGGAGAAGGUAGCAGCACCAUUCGGCUACCUCCCGAACCAAAAUCAACAAUUAUUCAACUUCACUAACGGCCAUGUAAACGCCACAAACCCCUUCUCUAGUGCCCAACCUACACAGCAGGCAGAUCUGCAAACUUCGCCUCAACAACCAUCACCGAUGGCAUACAAUGAUAUGAGCCCCAAGACAACCAUGGAGAAUCACAUCCCCAUGUACAACUAUCCACCAACAACGCAGUUCACGUCACUUCCAACCACCUUUGCCGAGCUACCUCAAUGGAAUCCUACAUUCACGAUGCCUCCUCAGGACAACUACAAUCAAAUGCCGAUGGCAUCGCCCUACUACAACGAAUCAUACGCGGCGAACCAAGGCUACGAAAUGGCAGACUACCUCAAUCCGGCCUGGAGCCAAGAUGCGAGAGGGUCUGGACUGAACCAGCAGCAGCAAAUGGAGCUAAUGCACGACUUUGAGAUGAAGGAAGCAAAGAACAUUGAGAUGAUGAUCGAACAGAGUCACCAGCUCUUCCCGCCGCCCCAAUUACAGACAUACUGA